UAAAAAUUUAGAGAUCGUCCAUGAUGGCGGCGGACCGGUCGACUGGGCAGACGGCAACCUUCGCCUUCACCCUUCCCAUAUCCUGUCAGAUUUGCCUCGGAAAGGUAAAGCAGCCAGUGGUGUGCCCGAACCAGCAUGUGUUCUGUCAGCAGUGUAUGGAUGUGUGGCUCAUGCACAACCAGCAGUGUCCAACAUGUCGGGUGGAGAUCAGCGUCAACAACCCCUGCAAGAGAGUCCUCGGAGGGCUGAGUGGAGGGGAGGAGAGCAGUGACAGGGACAGCUUUUCGACUAAGGAGGUCCGCAAGGCUAGGCUGGACGUCAUCUUCAACGAGUAUGAGAGAGAGAUUGACAGACUUCAGUCUGUUAUUGAAGACCUCCAUAGAAAAACAAGGGCCUACAACAGCAGGUGCCAAACCAAAUCGGCAUGUCUGGUGCAAAACCACAGAAAAACAAGGGCUCCGAUGUGGAUACCCUCUUGCAGCUUACGUCCAAACUGCAGGAUGCUACAUCAACAUACGAGGCUGUGGUGAGAGACAUGGCAAAGCUGAAAGAGGAAAAUUCUGUUCUAAGAGAGAAGAACUCAGACCUGAGUAGAAUGAAUGACCAGUUGAGGAUGGAACUAAACAAGAGAACCCCACAAAAGUAUGGGCGGUAUACUGUUGCAACUCUAGAAGCUAAGGUUGCUCAGUACGAGAAGGAAAACGCACAGUUUCACAGAGCUUUGGAAAGAAGUGACAAGUACACAGAAGAAUUGGAAAAACGGUUGCAAGACUGCAAGAAAAAACACAGUCUGCAGAAUGAGCAGAGAAUAUGCAAGGAAACUUCAAAAUUCAAAACACCAGAGCUUGACGAGGAGGAUAAAUGUCCAACAGAGAGGAAAUGGAACCAGGGGAAGCUUGACCAGUCCAGGGAACACCAGGUCUCUGUUUCCUCUAGUGAAAGAAGACACCUCCCUGAUCCCGAGCUCAGCCCCAUCUCCCGAACUCUGCAGUUCAUGAGGAAUCCAGCAGGGGGCAGUAAUGAUCUGGUGCCCAGCUGGCUUCGUACAGAUCAGAAUUGGCCAGAGGCUGAACCUAAGCAACCCGAGGCUAGUCCAAACCGGCAAGGCAACGGGGAUAGCUUCGUUUUAGAGCAGCCAAGUCCAUUGACCCCUGCAACUCACAUGAGGCACCUUUCCAUAGGGCACAAAUCUGAAAGCCUUUCUCAGAACAGAAUGGACACAGACACUUCCUACAAGAACGAAGACACUUACGGCAAGAGAACCGGAGAUCACAGUCACUCCAGCAGAUCUUCUAACAACUCUGGGAUAAAUGUUUCCAGUAAUCAACAUGGAGGAAGCUACGUAGCCAAUGACAGACCAGCAAGACUGCCGUCACCCGUUGGGCAGUCAGAAGGGUCUGUCACGAGUAGCGGAAAAGCAAGGCGUAAGUUGAACCUCGGGAAUGAUGGAGAGAGAGUCAAGAAGUCACUGUUUCCUCCAAGAGAAACGAACACAGAAGAACAGACUUUCAGCCGGUACACUUCUCAAGAAGCCAGGGAUGCCUCUAAUUCAUCCAGUAGUACUGGCAGCUGGACUGACAAAGCUUCUACUUCUAAUAAUUGGACAGACAAAGCUUCUACUUCUAACAAUUGGAAGCAGAACAGAAGUGGGAGCAGUGGGAAGAAAGAUGAUCUCCUCCUGGGCUCAAGAGAUAGAUCUGGACAGUUUACCAACAGACCCCAAAGUCUUUCCUCAGAGCAGUUGACAAAGAACUACAACGGUUUGAAUGAGAAGGGUAGGGAAACUAGCAUACUGCAAGGCCCUAGUAGACCAAGUACCUCUGCCAGUCUAAAUGGUCAAGAGGAUACGAAGAAAAGAGGGAAGUCCUUCCAGUGGCUGGCUGAGAGUCCCGAGGGAUCGGAUGAUGAAGACAGGGAGGUCGCCUCGACAACAGCCAACCAGUCGCUGCUCGACCUUGACAUCACCUUGACCCCAAACAUGAAGGACGUUUACAUGAUGAUGAAACAGGCUGAGAGGAGAGUAGGGGAGCGGAGAGAGGUUUGUGUAGACUUGUCCAAACAGCGACCCUCUUCACACGAUGGGCGUGGAACAGCAAAAGACUUUGAUGUUGGCAUGCCUCAAGAAACUUCCAGGCAGAAAACUGGCACACAUUUUGAACCCAAACCAAAGAUGCCUCGUUCAAGUUCAGCUCCCGUUUUAGAGAACACUGGCAGCGGAGGGAGUAUUUCUCAGAAGCCAGACGUUAAGAACGAAAGAAGAAGGAACAUGUCCCAGCUGCAGUCUACUUCAUUAUGGCAAAGCAGUAGCACCUGUGGAAGUACAACAAACAAUGUACAGGACUAUAACCAAAUGGUUGAACAAGAGGAUAAGACUUACACAACAGACAAAGACAAGCUGACCAGGAAUAGAAGCUGGGACCGAGAAUAUGCUGGAAGGCACACAGAGGCCAAUGCCAUAACACAUCCCUGGGCUUUCAGAGACUCCUCAAGUAGUUUCCAUACUGCCGAAGGUGACCAUACCUUCUCAAGAGGUAGAGUGACUCAAGGGCAAACUCAAGUCCGAGUGCCUGAAAUCAAAAAGCCUAUGCACCCUACUAUGUUUGAGUGCUUCGGAGAGGGACCUAGCAGUGAUAGGAGCACAGACUCUGAUGUAGGAAGGUCUCUGUCAGGGUACAGUGGAGUGCUGGAUAGAGAGAAUGAGGGAGAGAAUGUAAGGAAGAGAAAACCAAGAGAGUCAUACUUAUUGGCAAGUCCAUCAAAGUCUCCCAAAUGGAAGUGACUGACUGCAAUGCAUUUAGGCUAGUCUUUGAAAUUUACAAAAACUGAUUGCAGACCAGUUUGCAAAAAUGCAUUUGCACAUAAUUAU
Molecule: messenger RNA, 2866 nt
Organism: Branchiostoma belcheri (Belcher's lancelet)
Lineage: Eukaryota; Metazoa; Chordata; Leptocardii; Amphioxiformes; Branchiostomatidae
Exons: 7
Coding region: 425-2779 (784 amino acids)
Biological process (GO): protein monoubiquitination; regulation of DNA replication
Molecular function (GO): ubiquitin-protein transferase activity
Source: RefSeq, a predicted model, not a curated record